AAAAAGAGAUUAGUCAGAAGAAAAAGGCAAAAUCGCCGUUGGGACCAACUCUCUUUCUCUCUCACAUACGGUCGCUGACGUCACCGCCGGUCAUCAAUGUCAGGCCAAUUAUCUCCUUCUCUUUUCCUUCCGAUUCUCAUGCCUCUCCAACUUUUUCUUGUUGUCUGUUCAUGUUCAAUCUUAUCCGACGCCGUGUUCUCCUCCGGUGCGCACGUUAGCAGCAUCACUCCUCCUCGCGAAUGGAGACGACAACGCCUCCGCCGGCGACGCGGUCAAAGCCUCACCAACACCAUUUGAGUGGGUCCCAUCGUCCGCCGCCGGGACGAGAAGACUGGUGGAGCGAGGACGCGACGGCGACGCUGAUCCAAGCCUGGGGGCACCGUUACCUCAAGCUCAAUUUCGGGAAUCUCCGGCAGAUUGACUGGAAGGAAGUCGCCGACGCCGUGAACUCGACCCACGGUAACGGUCGUCCUAAGAGCGACGUCCAGUGUAAGAACCGGAUCGAUACACUGAAGAAGAAGUACAAGACGGAGAAAGCCAAGCUCUCGCCGUCGGCUUGGCGCUUCUUUGACCGCAGCCAAGUCUGCUAGAAGAAGCUCUCUUGACGAUGCGAUGAUGGUGACUGGGGAUUCGUCGCCAGUAAGCAUCCUCGUGUGGAAGAGGUAGAUGAUCUGGGCAUGGAACUAACUAGAGCAAUUCUCAAGUUCGGAGAAGCUUAUGAGAGAAUCGAAGGUAGGAAGCAGAAGAUGAUGAUUGAAUUGGAGAAGCAAAGAAUGCAAGUUGCCAAGGAGCUUGAGUUACAACGAAUGAACAUGUUAGUGGAGAUGCAAUUAGAGCUGGAGAAAUCAAAGCACCGGAAACGUUGAGCUGU
Messenger RNA from Eutrema salsugineum, 871 nucleotides. Its product is annotated as trihelix transcription factor ASIL2. The transcript has a single exon. NCBI's taxonomy places the organism in Eukaryota, Viridiplantae, Streptophyta, Magnoliopsida, Brassicales, Brassicaceae. Gene Ontology annotation, molecular function: transcription cis-regulatory region binding. The record is from RefSeq and is a predicted model, not a curated record. Gene Ontology annotation, cellular component: nucleus.